AUGUUGAAGAUGAUGUUUUCCACUCCUGUCGCAUCAUCAUCUUCAUCAUCAUCAUACAACAACAAGAACAAGAACAACAACAGCAGAAUGAAUAGUAAAAGUAGUCGCAGUAGUAUCAAUGAUUGGAAAAAGAGGAAUGAGAAGACUCUUUGUCGGGAGGAGGUCGUUUUUACGUCUUCGAGAGGAGGAUUAAGAGGAGGAAAAAGAGGAGGCGUUGUAUUCGUAGCAUCAGCAUCAUCAUCAUCCGCAUCAAAAUCAGAAGACGUGAAAGGCAUCACGCCGUCGGAAGAGAUCAGGAAAGCGGCUGUGUUGGCGGUGAGUUCGUGCGUGACCUCGACGGCGUUGCCAAUCUUGGAAACGAAAAAAUUCAAAAGGUACGAAGGAAAAGUCAGAGAUACGUACGUGAACGAUGAUAUAUUAGUCGCGGUGACGACGGAUCGUCAAUCCGCGUUUGAUCGACACUUGGCGAACAUCCCGUUUAAAGGCGCCGUGUUGAACAUGACGGCGUUUUGGUGGUUCGAACAGACGGAGAAGAUAUGUCCGAACGCUGUUUUAGUGAAACCGCCGGUGCACCCGAACGUUUCGAUUAUGCGCAAGUGCGAGGUCUUUCCGAUUGAGUUUGUCGUGAGAGGGUAUUUGACCGGAUCCACGAGCACGAGUUUAUGGACGCACUAUAAAAACGGAGGCCGGAACUAUUGCGGGAACCCGUUGGAGGACGGGAUGGAGAAGAACGUGAAGUUGCCGAAAAAUAUCGUCACGCCGACGACGAAGGAAAAGGAGCACGACCGGCCAAUCAGUUUAGAAGACAUCGUGAAAGAAAACUGGAUGAAUAAAGAGGAUUUAGACUACUGCGUGGAGAAGACUUUGGAGAUUUUCAACUUUUCGCAACGAGUGGCCAAGGAAAGAAACUUGAUCUUAGUGGACACGAAGUACGAGUUCGGGAAAGACCCAAAGACUGGGAAAAUCUAUUUAAUCGAUGAAAUCAACACCCCGGAUUCCAGUCGGUAUUGGAUUCAAAACACGUACGAAGAGCGCGUGUUGAAGAACAAACAAGAACCGGAUAUGAUUGAUAAAGAGUUUUUGCGCUUAUGGUUCGCGGACAGAUGCGAUCCGUACGACACGUCCAAACCGUUGCCAGAAGCACCGACUGAUUUAAAGUGUGAAUUGAGCGCGAAGUACGCGCUGCUCUUCGAGAUGAUCACCGGCGAAAAAUUCCAAAUCCCGGAGUUGCAAUCCAACACGGACGCCAACGCCAACGUCAACGAGAAAAUUAAAGAAGCGUUGGAAAAAAUGUGA
Messenger RNA from Bathycoccus prasinos, 1296 nucleotides. Its product is annotated as phosphoribosylaminoimidazole-succinocarboxamide synthase. Gene Ontology annotation, molecular function: phosphoribosylaminoimidazolesuccinocarboxamide synthase activity. Gene Ontology annotation, biological process: 'de novo' IMP biosynthetic process. The record is from RefSeq and is a predicted model, not a curated record. Gene Ontology annotation, cellular component: cytoplasm. The transcript has a single exon. Lineage: Eukaryota; Viridiplantae; Chlorophyta; Mamiellophyceae; Mamiellales; Bathycoccaceae. Bases 1 to 1296 code for a protein of 431 amino acids.